CUAGCUUUUAAAAGCCACAAUUAGAUUCCAUUAUCUGUUGUGAGCUGCUAUAUUCUUUUGCAACAGCAAUAAAACUUCUAGUUGCGAUUUGGUAAAAAUCAUAAAUGUUCACUGAAAAAAACAAAUUCAGUGACGAACUGUUGUUAGUAUUAUAAACACUUUUGCAGAAUGUAAGAUAUAUUUACUUGAUGCAUCCACCAAUGUGCCUUAUUUUGGAUUUUGCUUGAAAGCAGUUUGUAAUGAUCUACGCUUACUCAGGAAAUUCUUGCUUCAACAGCGAAUGAUAGAACUGGACGCCUCUCCAAAGAAAUGUCGGUGGGAUGAGAGCAGUGGUUUAUUACCUGCUUCUAAGUGCACUAUUGAUAACAAACCAUUUGAAGUCGACGGAUCCGGUGGAGUACUAUGUAUAAACGUUGAAAGUUUAAGUCCUUUCGGAAGAAAUUCACAGCCGAACUACUUUAGUUCGUUUCAACCUCAUUACAGUAUGACGUUAAAGGACUAUCCUUCAGAUUUUGGAGCACUACCUCAAACUGAUUGUGUGACGCCAAAUAUUGAAUUUCUUACAUACCCUCAUUCCAUGACUGAUUCACAAGGAAAUCGCGAUGAACUCAGCACUCCAAUAACAAUUACUGGAUUCGAUAAUUCUUCCGGCAUAAGCGCUGAUUCAUACUUAUCUAAUCAAUUCAGUGAUAUUUCACAACAAUUAUCUAUUACUCAAUCAUUUUAUACAUUUGAACAACAAUCAAAUUCAAUUCCUGCUCCCUCGACUGCUCUUACUAUCCCCCCUAAUCCUCAUCAGCAUCAGCACCAACAACAUCAUCAUUGUGAAUUGGAUUCGUCAACAGAUCAAUUAUAUGAUUCUAAUGAUAUCAUCUGUCAUGAUAUUAAUUCCAUGAAUUCAUUUAUUCCAGAGAAUUAUCAUCUUUUAACAAAAUCACAAAAACAGUCAUUCUAUGAUUCAACUACAACAACCACUACCAGCAUGUUAACUGAUUCAAAUUAUUUUCUAACCAGCACUACAACACCUACAACACCUACAACACCACCACCUACAAAAACAACAAUGAAUCUUUAUUGUAACAAUGUCAAAAAAUGUAAUCAUCAUCAUCACGAUCAGACAUCAUUAGUGCAUGAUUCCAUGUUCUGGUUGAAUCAUCCUGAUCAUCCUCGUCCUCCUCAUCACCAUGAUCAUUCACAAGAAUCAUUACGUCAUCAUCAUACAGCAGAUUUAAUGAACACUAUACACAGUCAUCCUGAUAAUUAUUCAAUCAUAAUCAAUAGUAAUCAUAAUAAUACUAAUACUAAUACUACUAAUACUACUAAUAAUAAUAAUCAUGCAAGUAGUAUUCAAAUGAGCCUAAUGAUUCCUGUUUCCAUUGAACAUACAAAUGAUGUAGGCUGUGCUCCUCCUGCUCCUGCUGCUCCUCCAGUGAAUAAUACUGAUCCUAUGAUGAUGAUGAUGAUGAUGAAAUCAUUCAAUGAUCAAUCAAUGAAUCAAUUGAAUGAUAUGGAACUUUUAACAAAUCCAAAUACUGUUGUCAUAUGUAAUGAUUUGAUGGAGAAUUUAUACAAUUGUAAUAAUAGUAGUACUACUUGUACUACUACCACUAUUACUACUAUUACUAAUACUAAUACUAAUACUACUAGUAGUACUGUCAGUAAUCAUCACCAUCCUCAUCUGCAUCAUCAAUGUGAUAUAAAUAUGACUUCAUUACAAGUUUAUCCUACAAUAAUCCCAACGAAUUAUUCACCAACCAUAUCAUCGACAUCAUCAUCCUCGUCAUCAUCUGCUUCUGCUCCUUCCAUUGUUCUAUGUACAGAAACACUGACCAAUAUACCUUCAGCAGGAGUUGCUGCCCUACAACAACCACCACUACCACCAGCGGCGGCGGCGGCGGCGAUAUCAUCACACGGUAUCACAUCAAUCACGUCAACAUCAUCAAUAUUAUCUUUAUCAAAUUUAUAUUAUACAAAUCAAGAGUAUAAAUUACCAAUUGGUUUAAGCUUUCCUCAUCAACAACAACAACAUCAUUCUUACAAAUCUAAUCAUCAUAUUGAUUUUGUUAGCAAUCAUAAUAGUAAUCAUAAUAAUAAUAAUAAUAUUAACAGUAAUAAUAAUAAUAAUAAUCAUAUUCAGUCGAAUGAGAAAAAAUGUAAAGUUUGUGGUGAUCGAGCAGUGAAUCAUAAUUUUGGUCAAUUGACAUGUGAAUCAUGUAAAGCAUUUUUUCGACGUAAUGCACAUAAAGAAUUAACAUGUACAGCUAAAUCUGGAGAACAUGUAAUCACACCGACUACACGUCGUGAAUGUCCAUCGUGUAGAUUGAAACAAUGUUUUCGAGUUGGUAUGAGACCAGACCUAAUUCAAGUUCGUAAAAAAGAUGGAAGUAAACCACGUUGGUUGGAUAAAGUACCACGUGCAGCGAUUGUUCAUGAACAACAUUUACAAUCUUCUGAAUCAUUACAAUGGUUAACAAAUAUCGAUAAUAAUAAUAAUCAUAAUCAUACUGCAUUACAUAAUAGUAAUAAUAAUAAUAAUAAUAAUAAUCAUGAUACCGAUCUUGACAAUACUACAAAUCAUAUUACCACUACAAAUAAUCAUCAUCAUAACAAUAAUAAUUCUAAUCAUCGUAUAAAAUAUCGUUUAAAUCCUGAUAAAUUUUAUAAAAAUAAAGCCAAAGAAUUGAAACUUCAUUUAACUGAACCCCAACAACAUCAUAACAAAGAGAUUAAUAAUACUACUAAUAACACCAAUGACAGUGGGAAUUGUCUAGAGAAAUCAAUACAUUCUAAACGAUUCAAAGCCAACGCAAUGGAUUCCAUGAAACUCUUCACUGAUUGUCCAUAUUCUAGUGGUGCAGUUCAUCCACAACAACAACAUCCUCCCUAUCCACCAGCGAUGUCACCAGCCCAUUCACUUUCAUUGCAUCAACAACAUCAACCAAACGACAAUGAAUUCACCAAUUGUGAUCGAUUUAAUGAUUAUUGCGUAUCGAUCACAUCCAAUAAUACAUUGUUAACUAAUCAAUCGGAUAUUUUAAAUCACAAUAAUAAUAAUAAUAAUAAUAAUAAUAAUAUUCCAUCAUAUUCAAUGAAUUCAAAUCAUUUUAUCGAGAAAGAUUUACUCAUAAAUUCAAUCACUAAUCAUUUGACUACUGAUAAUAAUGUUAGUAGUAGUAGUAGUAGUGGUUGUAUGAGUGAUAGAAUCAGUCCACGAUUAAUGACCACCAGCACAAUGACAACAAAUUAUAAUAUACCAACGGAUACAGUUUUUCAUUUCAAUGAAUUCAUACAUCCAAAUUCAUCAUUGACAAUGAAUGAUAAUCAUGAAAUGACUGUAAACAAUUUCCACAGUAUUACGUCAUCAACAGCAUCAUCAUCAUCAUCAUCAUUGUCUCUUACCGUACCGUCGACAACAGCGAUGAUAGACACAACAGGAACGUUGAUGAACACAACAACAACAACAACUUCUCCUAGUUCUGUGAAUGCUAUGAUCAUCAAUACAAGAAUGAAGAAUAAUGAUGUUAAUAUUGAAGAUGAUGAGAAGCAUCCUGCUACGGAUUUACUAUUUUCAGAACCUCAACAACAACAUCAUCAUCAGCAGCAGCAUCAAGAGCACCAGCAGCAAAAACAAACUGUGAAUAUCAACAAUUUGGAUGAUCCUAUUAGCCAAUUAGAUGAUCUGAUUCUGUUAACAAAUCCUACACAAUUAUUAAUUGAACAACCAACUAUCGAUCAAUUAAAAUCAUCUGCUCAAAUUCUAUCACCAUCAUUGUCAUCAUCAUCAACAACAAUCACGACAACAGUUUAUAAUGAUGAUAUCACUAAAAAUAAUUUAAUUUACAAUUUUCUAAAUACCAACUCAUCGAUUUCUUCCACUAUCCUACUGCCAACUACUGAUAUCUCCCAUAUAAGUAGUAUAAAUAAUAAUUUGUCAGAAAUUUGUGAACAAUCACAUUUCACCACAGUAUGGAAUAAUGAUUCAUUAAUCCAACCAAUGAAGAAUAAUCAUUCACAAUUAAAUGAAGAAGAAUGUUUAACAUUAUUAAAUAAUCAUCAUGAUUUAUCAGUACAACAGAUAAAUGACUUCUCACCAUCAUUAUUAUUAUUGCCAUCUUCAUCGAUUUCUCUACUGUCCUCAUCAUCAUCAUCAUCGUCUUCCUGUUCAUCGUCAUCAUCCUCGUCCUCGUCGGUGUCAAUGAAAUAUACUGAAAUACAAUCAGAUAAUCAUCAGAUGAUAAAUAAAUUUUUACAAAUUGAACAAAAUUCCAAUGAAAUGAGUAAUUACAUGUUACCAGUAGAGUUCAAUAAUCACAGUGAUGUAUUGAACGAGAAUCAAUCAUCAUUAUUAUUGUCCAAUGUUCCACAUGCAAUCAAUAUCACUGUUGAUAAUACAACUACUAAUAAUAAUAAUAUUCAGUCAAUAACUGCAUCAUUAUCAUGGCCAAAUUUCAAUGAUCAAAUUGAUUCGAAUAAACAAGACUUGCAAACGAAGAAGGGUGAACAAGUAAGUAAUGAAAUAUGGAGUAUGUAUAAUUAUUUAUUAGUAAAAUGUGUACACUUUUAUUUGUAG
Messenger RNA from Schistosoma turkestanicum, 4570 nucleotides. Lineage: Eukaryota; Metazoa; Platyhelminthes; Trematoda; Strigeidida; Schistosomatidae. The record is from the annotation of a GenBank genome assembly.